Gongylonema pulchrum is the source of this 741-nucleotide messenger RNA. Lineage: Eukaryota; Metazoa; Nematoda; Chromadorea; Rhabditida; Gongylonematidae. The record is from the annotation of a GenBank genome assembly.
AUGAGUAUGAAUGUGUUCUUUUUAGAAUCAAUGAGCGGUGGCAGUGUAUUCGGACGUUUGGAAGCGAUGGGCAGUGAAUUUGGUGUCGCGGCAGCCGAUGAUGAUGAAAUAACGCGCAAGAGAAAUGCAAUCAUUGAUCGUAUUGCAGCUAUUGAUAAAGAAAAGAAAUACGUUGAUAAUCAGAUAGCCAUCUUACAACGUCAAAAAGAAAAACAUGAAAAAGAGUUGGAGCGAUCAAGUGAUAACGGAGACAAUGAUAAAGAGAAUAAUGAUGAUACCGGUGAAGACAUGGCAUCGAUGAGCCUUGUGGAGAGGAUUUAUGCAGAAAAUCGCAAAAAAGCAGCCCUUGCUGAAGCAGAUAUGCCAGCCAAACAUGCUCCAAGCAAUGCUAUAGUUCCCCAAUACCGCAAUCCAUGGGAUUUUCCAUUGGUGCAACAGACAAUGGAACGAUACAAGAUGGUGAAACCAUAUUUGGUGAAAUUGCUAACAGAACGCCGAAAAAGCGACUUACUGGCACAGAAAUAUCAAACUGAGAAAUACAAUAUGCUCUAUGCUGAAUGGCUGAAAAAAGACGAAAAAUACUGCAAGAGCCAGAAAAAGCUUCUUCGUGAUGAGAAACAUCGCGAAAUAUUCGAGAAGACAUUUCCGGAUUUGAAAAAAGCGCGUGAGGAGCGUGAACGCAUCGAAAGAGUCGGGUUAACAGCCGCUGAGCAACUAGAACAGGUAAAUUUUAUAAAAUAG